Messenger RNA from Plasmodium gallinaceum, 4779 nucleotides. RefSeq names its product surface-associated interspersed protein (SURFIN). The record is from RefSeq and is a predicted model, not a curated record. The transcript is spliced from 2 exons. NCBI's taxonomy places the organism in Eukaryota, Apicomplexa, Aconoidasida, Haemosporida, Plasmodiidae. Bases 1 to 4779 code for a protein of 1592 amino acids.
AUGGAUACAGAAAAAGAACCAAUUAGGAGAAAACCUAGAGACUUAUCAUCUCGUGCAUUACCAAAUUAUCAUCUCAAACAUUGGAGGAAAACAUUCUAUGCUGCUGUUGACUCGAGAAUUCUCCAAAUUAAAGGGGAAAAGUCUCCAAAAAUGAAAAAGAGACUCUGUAGAUAUUUCAAUUAUUGGGUGGAUGAUAGGAGGGAUGCAUUCAUGAAAUUUAGAAAUCAAUACCGUUUAUUGGGAAGUAUUAAUAAACUUUGGGCAGAAAAUCAGGAAUGUGUAGUUAAUAAACUAAAAUCAUCAAUCAGUGAUAUAUGCCAAAGAAAAGAGAAUAAGGAUAAGAAAGUUACAAGAGAUAAAAAAAAAGUUAUCGAAGAUUUUUGUGAGGAUAAAGAGGAACAUUUGCAAGAAUUAAAUAAAAAUAUAACAGAAGAGAAAUGUACAAAUUACAGUAAUUGGUUAGAUGAGAAAAAAACAUAUUUUGUAAAUAAAAAUUGGAUUAAUGAACAAGAAAUGACAUUUGAUGAAAAUUUAGAAAUUUCUAAAAACUGUACACUUAAUGAUAUGAAUACAUUUGUCACUAGUUUAGACUGUAUUAGAAUUAAUAAGAAAGAAAACAAUUCUUGUGAUUCUAAAAUAACAAAAAACUGUAAUCAGUCUCAACAUUUAACUCCUGAUAGUUCAUUUGGUAAUGGAUCUGAUCACUCUACAAUCGAAACUACUACAAAAAAACCAAAUGAUACUACUACUUUAUCUACCACUACAAUAAACUCCACAACUACAACUGAAAUUACAUCAAAUCCUUCAAUUGAAUCUGCUACUCAAACACCAGGAUCUACACAAAAGUUAACAUCAACUAUUGCGUCUAUACAUUCAGAUCCAAAUUUACCUAUACCUGCACCUCUAAAAGCAAGUGAAUCUGGAAUCUCACAAAGAGAUGUACCUCCUACUACUCCAACACCAAGAUCUACGCCAAAGUUAGCAUCAACUACUAUGUCUACACAUUUAGAUGAAGAUUUACCUAUAGCUUUACCUGUAAAGGCAAUGAAUCCUAUAGAAAAACAAGUUAUAAAUGAUAAUAUUCCAACAUCUAGAAAUGAAGUCAUAUCGCCAUCUGUUAGAGAUUCAAGUGAAUCUUCAAUUUCUCCCACAUUUAGAUCUAUAAAUGCAAAUAUAUCUGGAAAUUCACAAGCAGAAUCGUCUCCAGCUACUCCAACAUCUGCAUCUAACAUUACUUUACCAUCUAUUGCCAUUCAAACAAAUAUGUCUACAACUAUUCAAGCACCUAUAAUUAAUUCCACAUCAUCUUCUAACACCACUUUAAAUAUACCGUCAAUUUCUCUUACAUCUGCAAACGUAAAUGAAACUCAACCAACAACUAUAUUUGAAACUACUACAUCAUCUGGAAAUACAUCCACACCCACAUCUACUACCAAAGCUGAGAAUGUAUCUACAAAUUUACCUAUAAGUGCGUACGCAAAUACAAAUACAUCUGGAGAAUUAUUUACACUUACUUCUACAAAUUCAAGUAUAUCUACAACUAAAUCAGCUAUACCUAGUACUAUUCUAACACCUGAAACUAAAAUACAAAUAAAAAAUAUGUCUUCUCAUGUAGAUAUAUCCACAAAUAUAACUGGAUCUACAUUACCUGUACCUACAGAUACAACUAAGACUAUUUCAAGUACUAUGAUAUACAAUUCCACUUUUAUUACUAAUAAAUCUACAUUUAAUUCAUCUGUGAAUAGUUCUCUUACUUAUACAAAUUAUUAUGUUAAUGUAAACAACUCUAAUGAUAAUAUACCAAAUAUUGCAUCUAAUAACAUUAUAACCAAUACUCCACUACCUGUCCAAAAUGCUACUACAAGUGUAACAUCUAAUAACAUUCUAACCACUACUCCACUACCUGUCCAAAAUGCUACUACAAGUGUAACACCUAAUAACAUUCUAACCACUACUCCAAUACCUGCUCAAAACACUACUACAAAUGUAACAACUGAUAAUCCUAACACUCCCACAUGUACAUCAAAUAUCCCUGCGUUGAUUGCCCUUUCAUUGGGUGCAUCACUUUUAUUAAUUAUUUUCCUUUUCAUUAUUCUUUAUAAGCAUAGACCUACUAGAUUUUUACCUGGUAGUAAAGGAUCAAAGAAAAAGAAAAAGCAUGCAAAAAGGAAAAAUCAUAAAGAAAGUUCAAUGAGUUAUAUAAAGACGCCUUUAGAUAUUCCAUAUGAAUUACUAGAAAGUAAUAUUCAACUCAAUAAUGUAUGUAACAAAACAAAUAAUUCAUUAUGUAAAAUUGUAUUUGAAAAUGAAAUAGAUAAUACACUUAAAGAAAAAUCAGAAGAAAAUACAAUAAAUAUAAAAACAAAAAGUGAUAUUGCUAUAAUAAGAGAAAAAUUAAAGUGGAUGAUUAUGAUAGAAAUAUAUACGAUAGUAAUGGACGAAUGUAAAAAGGAGGAAUGGAAAAAGAACAGGAAAGUAUUUUUUGAUAUAUGUCUGGAAGAAUUAAAAAAAGAAGGUAUAUAUUUAGAUAUAACAAAAGAAAAUGAGAAAAAGGAUAAUAUUACUAUUAAGCUAGAAAAAAAAAAACUUCUGUGGAAACAGCAUAAAAAAGGGUAUAAAAAGAAUUUAGAAAAAUGGAAAAAGGAAAAAUGGUUUGAAAAUUUGAAGAGAGAAUGGAAAGAAGAGGAAGUUAACUAUUCAGAAAUAAUAAAAGAAGAAAGGAUAAUAAAAAGUACAGAAAAUGAUUUAAAUAAUCCUUUGGAAAAGCAAAAAGUUAUAUGGAGGAAUUGGAUAAAAAAGCAUAUAAAGUGGUUGCAUGAUUCUUAUGACCAAAAAUGGUUUAAUGAAUUAUUAGAAAAAUACAGAAUAGAAGAAGAAAUAAAAGAAAAUAUAGAAGGAGAAGAUAGUGAAGAAGGAUAUAUUAAAAUAGAAAGAGAAGGAAAAUCAGAUAAAGAUUCAAAGAAAAACAAUUUAAAAUUGAAAUUAUGGAUUGAUAUACAUAUGAUGGUAUUAAAGGAAUGUAAAAAAGAGGAGAGGAUGAUGAUAAAAAAUGAAUUUCUUAAAACAUGCAUAGAAGAAUUGAAAAGAACGAUAAAUCCAAAAGAAAUAUUGGAAAUAGAAAAAGAAAUAACAGGAAAUAUUAUAUUAGAAAAUAAAAAAGAAGAAUUAGAAAAAUUAAUAAGAGAAAAUUGGUUUAUUGAAUUGAAAAUAGAUUGGAAUAAGAAAGAAAAAAAAUAUAUGGAAGAGUUAAGUAAAAAAAACUUACCAGAAAAUAAUGAAGAAAGAAUUAAAAAUUUUAUGAUUUAUGAGCAAAAAAUUAUAUGGAAGAAAUAUUGGGAAGAAAUGAAUAAUAAAUGGAUAGAAAAUGAAAGCAUGGAAAAAUGGCUUAUAAAUUUUAUAGAAGAAAAUGUAAAUGAAAAUGAAAACAAAGUGAAAAUAAAAGAAAUAAAAGAUGAACUUGAAGAAUAUAAAGAAAAAACAAAUACUAGUAAAGAAGUACGAAAAGUAGAAGAAAAAAAAAUGAAGGACCAAGAGGUACAAAUAAAAAAUAAGGAAAAUUUUUUUACAUUAAAAAGAAAGCCAAAGUGGAAAACUAUGAUAGAAAUACAAAUGAUUAUAAUGGAAGAUUGUAAACAAAAGGAGUGGGAAUUGAAUAGAGAAAAUUUUUUGAAAAUUUGUUUGGAUGAAUGGAAAGGUGAUGAAAAAUUAUAUGGAAAUUUAAUAGGAAAAAAAAGUACAAAGAAUAUAGAAGAAAGUAAUAUUAUUGCAUUAGAAAGACAAAAAAUGUUUUCAAGCAAAUUGAUAGAAAGACAUAAUAAAAUAUUGGAAAAAUGGAGGACAGAAGGUUGGUUUAAUAGUUUAAUGGAGGAAUGGAAAAAAGAAGAAAAUAUACAUGUAGGAACAAUAGAUGAAAAAAAAUCCAUUGAAGGAACAGAUAACACAUAUAUAAGUGUAGCAUUAGAGAAGAAAAAUAAUAUAUGGAGUCAAUGGAUAAAGAAGCAAAGAAGUUUACUUACACAAUAUGACAAGGAGAUAUUGUUUAAUAAGCUGUUAGACGAGUAUAACCAGGAAGAAGAUAAGUAUGAAAGAGAAGAUGAACAAACAAAAGAAAAAAAAAAUAAUAUAUAUAACAUUGAAAGUGAUCCAAAAUCAGUUGAUAUAAAAGAUGAGGUUAGUGAAAAGAUAGAGAGGAUAAAUUUGAUAUCUAAAUUGUGGAUUGAAAUAUAUAUGAUGAUAUUGGAUCAGUGCAAGAAAGAAGAAAUAGAAUAUAUGAAAAAAGAAUUUCUGAAAACAUAUAUAGAAAGAAAAAAUGGCUAUAAAGGGUUAAAUGAACAUGGAAUUACAAAAAAAGAAAUUAAUGAUGAAGAAAAAGAAGAAAUUAUAAAUGAUAUAAUAAAGAAAAAGAAAGAACAAUGGGAAUCCUGGAAACGAGAAGAAUGGUUUCAUGAAAUGAAAUUAAAUUGGCAUAAAACAGGACAUAUAAAUGAUGUGGAAGAAUCAAAAAUAUUAGGUGAUACAAAAGUAGAAAUUAAAGACUUUAUAUUUGAAAGACAAGUAUCUGAGAGACAAUGGCUAGAAAAACAGAGAAAUUUUUUAAAAAAAUGGAAUAAACAAAAACUAAAAAAAUCUCUGAAAAAUAAAUAUAAAGAUGAACAAAUAGAAGAAGAAAAUAAAGAAAAUGAAGAGAAUGAAGAAAAUGAAGAGAAGGAAGAAAAUGAAGAAAAUGAAGAAAAUGAAGAAAAUGUUCUAAAAGAUAAUUGGGAUAUUACCAUAUUAUAA